AUGGCUGAUGGGACUAGACUCAAGGAACUACAUGAGUUUCAAAAGAAAACUGAACUUAUGCUAAUGGAUGAAAAGGCAAGAAGACAAGCCAGUGAGGAACAAAUUCACUCUCGUUUAGACCAAAUGAGUGAGACUCAAGACGGGCUUCAAGCUGCUGUCAUGAACAUAGAACAUGCUAUGUCUACAGUUCAAAAACAGCUCCACAGUGUGGUGGAGCAGUUGCAGCAUUACAACAGGAACAAAUCCAUAUUGGGAGAGGGGCUCACUGCAAACUUAGAAAGGGGGCCAUCCUCAAAAGUAACAGCACAACAGUCCACUGCAGCAGAAGAACCAACGUCCAACAACUCUGCAAGUUACAACGCCAUUCAUAGAAUGGAAUUUCCUCUUUUCAAUGGAGAGGAAGCAAGAAUCUGGAUUAGAAGGUGCCUGAGAUAUUUCCAAAGGAUUCCCAUUCCUGAGGAUCAAAAGGAAACUACAGUUAAUGCUUAUUUGGAAAAGUUUGAAGAAGUGGAGGCUCAUAUGCUUAUCUUCAACAAGAGCUUACAUGAAACUUUCUUUAUGAUGAAGUUUAUAAGUGGACUGAAGGAGGAGAUAAAAGGAUAUGUUGCCACUAUGAAGCCUACUACCUUGAAUCAGGCUAUAGUGUUGGCUAGGAAACCAGAAAAUAUGGGCAAGGAUGACAACCCUCAAGCAAGGAGGUACCUUACUGAAGUUGAAGUGAAGCUUAGGAAGGAGAGAAACCUUUUCUACAAGUGUGAUGAACCCUAUACACCUGGACAUAGGUGUAAAAUCAGGCACGUUUCCAUGUUGAUGAGUGAGGAGGAAGCCAAAGCCUAUGAAGAAGGGGAAGGGCAUCUGGAAGAACCUGCAAAGGAAGAAGAGGGAGAUGUUACAGUCUCAUUUCAUGCUUUGAAUGGAGGCAUCAACAGCAAUACUCUGAGAGUUAAUAGAAGGGUGAAUGGCAAGGAAAUCCACAUUCUCAUUGAUAGUGGUAGCACCCACUGUCUUGUAGAUGAAAAGGUGGCUCAAGUAAUAGAGUGCAAACUUGAACCUACCACUCCUACGAAGGUGAGGGUUGCAGAUGGAGGGAAAAUACUAAGCAAAUUUUUCUGUCCAACCUUUUGCUGGGAAGUGCAAGGCCAUGAAUUCUCACACCCUGCAGGAGUUUUAAAGUUAGGAGGCUAUGACUGUAUCUUAGGAUGUGACUGGCUUAGUGCCCAUAACCAUGUGGAAUUGGAUUUCCAUCUCUUGCAGGUCACUAUCACUCAAGCUGGGAAGAAGAUAACACUGAAGGCUUUGACAGAGGAAGCUAAUCUAAAGACACUUUCAGUCUAUUCCUUGAACAGGCUACUGAGAAAAGGUAAUUGUGGUGAAAAAGGGGAACUCUAUACAACAAAAAAGAGUACAUCACACAAUGAAAAGGACCCCAGACUACUUGAACUACUUCAUCAGUUCAAGGAUGUACUUCAGGAGCCUAGUACCUUACCACCUGAGAGGGCUAUUGAGCACAACAUUGAGCUUUUCACUGAGGCCAUUCCCAAGAAGCAACAUCCUUAUAGAUAUGCAUAUGGGCAGAAAACUGAAAUUGAAAACAUGGUGAAGGAGAUGCUGAAGAGUGGGAUUAUUAGAGCUAGCCAAAGCUCUUUUGCCUCACCUGUUCUACUAGUCAAGAAGAAGGAUGGUGGUUGGAGGAUGUGUGUUGAUUACAGGUAUCUAAACAAACUCAUUAUUAAACACAAUUUCACUAGACCUGUUAUUGAUGAGUUAUUGGAUGAAUUACAUGGGGCCAGAUAUUUCUCAAAAAAUAAACCUGAGGUAGAUUAUCUGGGGCAUGUGAUCUCUGUGAAGGGUGUAUCAACAAAUCCUCAAAAGGUGGAAUGCAUGAGAAGCUGGCCAGUACUUACCUCUGUAAAAGCCCUCAGAGGAUUCCCAGGACUCACAGGCUAUUACAGAAAACUCAUAAAAGGCUAUGGCAUCAUCAGCAAGCAUUUUACUUCUUUGCUUAAGAAGGAUGCCUUCACUUGGAAUUCUGAAGCAGAAAUGGCCUUUAACAGAAAGUAA
Molecule: messenger RNA, 2061 nt
Organism: Sesamum indicum (sesame)
Lineage: Eukaryota; Viridiplantae; Streptophyta; Magnoliopsida; Lamiales; Pedaliaceae
Source: RefSeq, a predicted model, not a curated record